This is a messenger RNA of Parnassius mnemosyne (clouded apollo), 1839 nucleotides long. The record is from the annotation of a GenBank genome assembly. NCBI's taxonomy places the organism in Eukaryota, Metazoa, Arthropoda, Insecta, Lepidoptera, Papilionidae.
AUGUGGGGUCAUAGAGUAGUCAUACCGGAGAAUUGCAGGGGUAGGGUGUUAAACGAACUCCACGAAUGCCACAUGGGAAUCGUCAAAACGAAGGCGGUAGCUCGAAGCUAUGUGUGGUGGCCGGGGAUCGAUGAGGCAAUCGAAACGAUGUGUCGAGUGUGCGUCGUGUGUGCGGCCGAGGCGGACGCGCCCCAACGGCACACUCCAAGCCCGUGGCCAUGGCCGGCUAAGCCUUGGUCUCGUAUACACAUAGAUUUUUUAGGGCCAAUUUUCAAUAAAAUUUACUUGGUAAUAAUUGAUGCCAGAACUAAAUGGCUAGAGGUUUUUUAUGUACCGAGUACAGCAGCUAGCCACACUAUAGUUAAACUUUCCGAAGUUUUUGCUAGGUGGGGUCUACCUAAACAAUUAGUAUCAGACAAUGGGCCGCCAUUUAUCAGUAGAGAAUUUUCUCAGUUUUUAACAAAUAAUGGGAUACAGCAUGUUUUCACCGCACCGUACCACCCGGCUUCAAACGGUGCCGCGGAAAACGCAGUCCGCACUGUCAAGAAAGUUAUUAAAAAGGCAGUGAGGGAAAAUAAAGAUAUAAAUUUAUUUUUAAACACUUUCCUAUUGCAUUAUCGAAAUACCGAACAUUGUAAUACGGGCGAAAGUCCCGCUUCUCUCAUGUUAGGAAGAAGAUUACGUACUAAACUAGACGUACUUAGACCGGAUAUUGAGAAUAAAAUUAUUAAAACUCAAAUAAACCAGAAAGAGAACGCUCCCACUGGUGAACGUGGCCUGCAGCCGGGUGAGGAUGUAUGGCUUCGCCGAUAUCAGGGGAGUGACAAGUGGACAGCCGGACAAGUGACGCAACGUUUGGGCGUAACGGACUACAAAGUUUUAGACACUAUAGGUAAGGAGUCACAUAAGCAUAUAGACCAGCUAAAACGUAGAAUUAGGAGUUCACUGAUUUGUCCCCGUAGUAGUAAUAGUCAGCCAAAUUCGAGUUCCGAGUCGUUGUCUUGCACCGGUGCAGAGGAAAUUAAUGCGCCUAGAAUAAACCCUGCCGUAAAAGACACCGGGAGGAAAUCAAAAGCACCGGAGGGAACCGAAAUAAUAGAUAAGAGUGAUUGCUUAGAUACGGCAAGGGAAACGUCAACACUUCGUGCUCCAUCAGCUCAUACGUCGCCUGUGCCGCCCGCAACGCCGCCCCAGGUCUUCCGGCCGGCUUGUCGAACAGUCACGAAUAAACCGUCAAUCCGCUUACCCGUGUCUUAUUUACUUAUUUACGAAAUACACUACACCAACUUCGACCGAGAGGUCAAUCGACGGAUUCAACUCGGCUGGGCAGCGUUCGGGAAGCUACGACACAUCUUCUCGUCAGACAUACCUCAAAACCUGAAAACGAAAUUGUACAACCAGUGCGUGUUGCCAGUGAUGACUUACGGAACUGAGACGUGGUCCUUCACUGCUGGCCGUAUGAGGAAGCUCAAGGUCGCUCAGCGAGCUAUGGAGAGGGCUAUGCUCGGAGUUUCUCUGCGUGAUAAACUUAGGAAUGAGUAUAUCCGCAGUAGAACCAGAGUAACCGACAUAGCCCAACGGAUUACUCGAAGAACCGACAACCGGUGGGGAAAAAUGGUUCUCGAGUGGCAGCCUCGUACCGGUAGGCGAAGUGUAGGGCGACCCCCCACGAGAUGGAGUGACGACCUGCUAUAUUAUGGUUACAGCACGAAUGAGUCGGUCGACCAUAGAAGAACCUCGCUCUUACAGAGAAUACCACUAGUGCGUCCCACACUACGUUUACCUAAGCGUGGUCUCCACUCUAUGACACACCUACUCCAACGGUUAUCGCUUCUGUGA